Messenger RNA from Colletotrichum godetiae, 4081 nucleotides. RefSeq lists its product as uncharacterized. Gene Ontology annotation, biological process: endocytic recycling; phospholipid translocation; post-Golgi vesicle-mediated transport. The record is from RefSeq and is a predicted model, not a curated record. Lineage: Eukaryota; Fungi; Ascomycota; Sordariomycetes; Glomerellales; Glomerellaceae. The transcript has 3 exons. Bases 187 to 3966 code for a protein of 1259 amino acids. Gene Ontology annotation, molecular function: magnesium ion binding; ATP binding; ATPase-coupled intramembrane lipid carrier activity. Gene Ontology annotation, cellular component: plasma membrane.
GAAAAGAAUCUUGACAUAUGAAGAGGCUAUCUUGACGAAAGCAUCAAUGACACAAGACCAUCAUAACUCGCACGACACCAGCAAAGUCAGCAAAUCAGUUCAACAACAUACAGGCUGUCCACUGACAGACCUCUACAAGACUUUCGAUUAUACUUCGGCAGUCAACGAUUCUCUACAGAACCCAACAUGGGUCUCGGAGGCGUCAAGUCUUUGCUGUCGAGAUCCCGUGUGCCAUCAUCUCCCGCCGGUCGUCGCAUUCCGAUCCGACUGGGACAGAAGUUCACAUUACGGGACGAACACCGCGGCAAGCCAUACAUUUCAAACAGUAUCAAGACCUCCAAAUACAAUGUCUUUGACUUCCUUCCCCGGCAACUCCUUUUCCAGUUUUCGAGACUGGCUAAUGCCUACAUGCUCAUCAUCUCCAUCUUGCAAAUGAUCCCCGGUUUCAGCGCAACCGGAAAAUACACGACACUUAUUCCUCUGGUCAUCUUCUUGGGACUCAUUAUAUCAAAAGAAGGGUACUACGAUUGGAAGAGAUAUCGCCAAGAUGUGGCAGAGAACAACCGAAAGGCUAUGGCUCUUCGAAGUGCCGCGACUGGAGCUAAGGGCUUUAUGCCUGCAGGACACCAGUACUACGAAGGUUCAAAUUCGAUCGGGCAUCAGUGGAUGAGCAUCAACUGGAAAGACCUCCGGGUGGGAGACAUCGUGUCCCUAUCAAGGGACGAAGAUGUGCCAGCGGACAUGGUGCUGUUGCACGCUGACGGCCAAGAGGGAGUGGCCUAUGUCGACACAAUGGCCUUGGACGGCGAGACAAGUCUGAAGUCCAAGCAAAGGCCGGCAAAGCUUCCUGAAUGCGGCACGAUCGACCAAAUCGCUUCCUCCAACGCCGAAGUUCUUGCUGAGGACCCCAACGCAGAUCUCUAUCGCUUCGACAGCAAGCUCACAGUAGACGGUUUCACGUUACCUCUCACUGUCAACGAAGUCAUUUAUCGAGGAAGCACAAUACGCAACACGACGAAAGUUAUCGGAGUCAUCAUCAACACAGGGGAGGAAUGCAAAAUCAGGCUGAAUGCGAACAAGGAGACCAAACCUAAGCAGCCGGCACUGGAGAGAAUCACCAACUUCAUUGUCGUCUUCCUAAUGUUUUACGUCCUAAUCAGCUCUGCUGCGACUUCGAUGGGUUAUCUUGCUUGGAAGAAUUCUGAAGAGGACCAUGCUUGGUAUUUGUCUGGCACAUCGGUUCCCUUUGCAGACAUCUUUGUCGGCUUCAUCAUCAUGUUCAACAACGUCAUCCCGCUAUCGCUCUAUGUCGGACUCGAAGCAACCAAGCUGGGCCAGAUGACCCUCAUCAGCAACGACUUGGAGAUGUACCAUGACGAGACCGACACCCCUGCGGGAGUGAAUACAACCAAUAACCUCGACGACCUUGGCCAGAUCAGCUAUGUCUUCAGCGACAAGACCGGGACCCUUACGGAGAACAUCAUGAAGCUUCGAAGGCUCAGCAUCGCUGGAACGAGUUGGCUUCAUCAGAUGGAUUUACCAGAGUGCUCGGCAGCGAAUGUCAACUCGAAUUCGAACUUAACCACCGAGCACAUGCUUGAGUACAUCCGAUCGAAGCCCAACACUUUCUUCGCUGCCAAGGCCAUGAGAUAUAUCUUGGCUAUGUCACUUUGUCACACCUGUAUUCCGGAGAGAACUGACGAUGGGAAUAUCGACUUCCAAGCUUCGUCUCCUGAUGAGUUGGCACUGGUCAGAGGUGCGCAAGAACUGGGUUUUCUCGUCGUCCAGCGAUCAUCUCAGUCGGUCAGUGUACAGAUACCCCAUGCCGACGGGAACAGCUCGUGUACCGUCUUUGAGAUAUUGGACGUGAUUGAGUUUAGCAGCAAGCGCAAGCGAAUGACCGUAGUUCUUCGUUGUCCCGAUGGGAGACUGUGGCUCAUCUGCAAGGGAGCCGACUCCAUAGUCUUACCCCGGCUGCGAAUGGCCCCGGCAGACAUAAAGAGCACCCGACACAGCAACGCCGAACCGCUCAAGGGUGUGACCUCAAUGCCUUCGCGAUGGAGUUCAAGACGGUCGAGAAUUCCGGCUGAGACCAUCACCGAGAUCAGAGAGGAUGAUGACCGCUCAGUUUAUAGUCAAACAUUGGGAGACGUCGACGAUUUCGGGAUUCGGCUCCAGCCGCAACGACCGCAGAACGAUCCAGCACGCGACAGAGAGAACAGCCAAUCUCGGUUCGGAUUUCUGGAGGGAUCUUGGAUUGCUGACGAGGCUCGGAGCGUUCGCGAGUGUUUUGCCCACAUCGACAACUAUGCCACCGAGGGACUGCGCACUUUGGUGUACGCAGACAAGUUUCUCGACCCCGAAGAGUACAACAACUGGAAGCAUCUUCACCACGAAGCCGAGACUAGUCUCGUGAACCGCCAAGAACGCAUCGAGGAAGUGAGCGAGCUGCUGGAGCAGUCGCUCGAUCUUGUGGGAGCUUCUGCAGUGGAGGACAAGCUGCAGAUGGGGGUUCCGGAGACCAUUGAGAAGCUCCGACAGGCUAACAUUAAGAUCUGGAUGCUCACUGGUGACAAGCGAGAGACGGCCAUCAAUAUCGCUCACUCCACCAGAAUUGUCGGCCCCGAUACUUCUCUCUUCAUACUGGACGUAGAGAAGGGCGAUCUUGAGUUGCAACUCACUGGCAUUGCGGACGAGGUUCAGUUCGGUCUCCCGCAGGUGUACUCCGACCCGACUCGCUCGCACACGGCAAUUGUGAUCGACGGCGAAACCUUGACUGCAAUUGAAGAUCCAUCCGCGAUUCGACUGCGUCGACUAUUCGUCACAAUAAUGACCAAAGUCGACUCCGUUAUCUGCUGCCGUGCAUCUCCUGCCCAGAAAGCUCUGCUUGUUGCUGAAAUCGGCAAAGGCCCUCAGAAGAAGUCACACUGGUACAGUUGGCUUAGCCCGACCUUGAACAAGCCCUUGACUCUUGCCAUUGGCGAUGGUGCUAACGAUCUGGCCAUGAUAUCUGCAGCCAAUGUCGGUGUGGGAAUUUCUGGCAGAGAAGGUCAACAGGCUGCCCGUGUGGCGGACUUCAGCAUCUCUCAGUUCCGGUAUCUGUCUCGGCUGGUACUUGUUCAUGGCCGCUGGAACUACUACCGCACAACACGAUUCAUUGUGGCAACGUUCUGGAAGGAGACUUUCUUCUACCUCCCGCAGGCACUUUUUCAAGAGCAAACCGGAGCCACGGGUACAAGUUUGUACGAACCGGGAAGUCUCACUUUUGUCAGUUUCUUCACCGCAGCAUGCAUCCUCGUCAUUGGAACUUGGGAGCAGGAUCUACACUCGCGGACUCUGACGGUGGUUCCGGAGUUGUUCAAAUACGGACAGAAUGCUGAGGGUCUCAACAUGUCGGUGUAUUUCAGUUGGUUCAGCAACGCGCUGAUUGCGGGACUCAUCGUCUACGCCGGUGCUUGGGCGGGUUACAUGGACUCUGAGAUGAUCGACGAUGACGGGUUGUAUGCCCAAGGAUUACUGACCUUCGUCUUGUGUGGAAUCUGGGUCAACAUCAAGCUACUAGUGAUCGAGCUGCAUUACAAGACCAGAGUUGCUCUCUGGUCUAUCGUUGGCAGUCUCGCGGUCUUGUGGGCUUAUUUGCUCAUCGCUGGCGCCAUCUCUUCCCCAAGUUCCGGUCCUUAUUCUGUUCACGGGGGUCUGACCUUAGAGUUUGGCAGGGAUCAAGCAUGGUGGUCCACGCUAAUCAUGGUAUUGGCGGCAUUACUUCUGAUGGAGAUGGCCACGAAAGCACUGAGGCAGAGCCAUGUUCUGCGAGCUUGGCUGUCGAGGUGUUGGUCCUCGAGCGGAAGAGUUGAUGGCAAGGGCGGGGGUGUCAGGGAGGGCUUCAACGACUGGGAGCCCCGCCUUUGGCAGGAAAUGGAGAGAGACCCGAGUGUGAAGAAGGUGUUGCAUGGUCUCGGAAGAUAAUGAUGGAAUGGAGCUGGUCGGGACGUUUUCGACCUCCCAAGGAAUCAUAGCCUUAGGUAGACUUGAACUGAUUGAGGUGACAAAUAUGUACUGGUUUGAAAUUUACUAGCACCGU